AUGGCACCGCGGACAAGCAGCCGCGGCGCCAAACGCGCCGCAAGGCCCAAGGGGCAGCGGCUCGAGCAACGCCGCCAACUGGAACAGCGAUACUCAACCGUGCUGGCAAACCAGCCCGCCGCACAGAUUCUGUUGCCGAACCCACACGACAGGAGCACAAGCGCGGCCCACUGGCGACUCGAGAUUUGGCGAGCAACACGCCUGCUGGACCUGCUCCAAGAGCCCGACCACGCCCGGCUACAAGAAGCCCUCAACACGGCAUAUGCCGACAGCUUCCAGGACGAAGACGGGUACCUGAGACAAGACAUGCCCAAGACUGCGUCGCCGGAACUGGACAGCACCGCAUGGGUCGAGGCCUUCCUCGAGCGGCUCCACGCGAUGGUCGUAAUAACUCGGAUGAAGGACAAGAUCGAGCAGCUCAGCACGCCGGAAAGCCAAGAUCACCCAUGGGAGGCGCGCGUACAACAUCGCCAGACAGCGCUCCAUCGCUUGUUCCAGGCACAUGCCACGCCAGUCCACCUUCACGACCCAUUCCAACGCCUCUUACCCCCACCCGAAGACGAGUCCAUCAGCAAGCGCGCCUGGGAGGACAGGCUGUUCGCCGUUCGACAGCUACUCCGACGCGUGCCUCAGGGAGACCGCAUUGGAUCGCACAGUUUCGUGCUGCACCACUUCGACACAGUGCUACGACGGGAUCCCAGGCUGCACAAGGCGCUACCGCAACCAGAGACCGCCACAGACACGAGGAUGGAUGCAUGGCAACACGCCUUCCUCAGCGCAGUGGAGGACAUUAUCACAGCCAACCAAAGUGCGGCUCAAGAGAACCCAAAUCGACGGGGAGCACACGCAAGCAACGUCCCACGUGCCGACCCCGCCAUCGGCCAUGCCACAGCCCCAAAGAGCUAG
This is a messenger RNA of Symbiodinium sp. CCMP2592, 906 nucleotides long. The record is from the annotation of a GenBank genome assembly. NCBI's taxonomy places the organism in Eukaryota, Dinophyceae, Suessiales, Symbiodiniaceae.